AUGGCUAACCUACAGAAAGCAGAGUUCACGUUGUCGCAGAGAGAGGAGGAAAACAGGUUCUACACGGAGGUCCACACGUAUCGACUGCACGUUGACAGACAGGUAGCCACUCACUGGAAGUGUAUCAUCGACAAGUGCAAGGGUAGAUGCAGCACCAUUGGGGAUCACAUCACUUCAGUAUCAGAACACAACCAUCCUCCACUAGUGAAUGAAGAAGAGAGUCGACUUCUCACCAGACUUAGACAACGCGUUCAAGAAGAGAUCAAGCCUGUCCAGCAAAUCUACAAUGAAGAGACCCAGAACCUAGACGAAGAAGCUGCUGCUACUGUUGCUUCCUUCUACAGUAUCAAGUCUGGACUCUACCGUCAGCGUGCCAAGGUUCUUCCACCAGUCCCACGUACCCGUGCUGAUGUAGACCUCACAGGUUCCUGGACUGAGACAACAGACGGACAACAGUUCCUGGUUGUAGACAGCAAAGAUGAAGACAGGAUCCUGAUCUUCAGUACCGCAGAGAUGCUGGACAUCCUCGCCAAUGCAGAAACCAUCUACAUGGACGGAACAUUUUUUGUGUGUCCCAGCCUGUGGCAACAAGUCUACAUUGUGCACUGCCUUGUGGAUGGACAGAUGUUCCCAGUCGCCUUCUCCCUGCUGCCAAGCAAGUCUCGUGAUACAUACAUUAGAUUGUUUAACUACUUGAAGGACUCUGUGCUUGCUAUUGUCGGCGUUGAACUUUCUCCCUCCGUUGUACAGACUGACUACGAAGCUGCUGCUAUUGGAGCCACUGAGAGAGUCUUCCCCGAUGCAGAAGUCCGUGGAUGCUACUUCCACUUCACCCAGGCGGUUUGGCGGCAGGUUUCAGAGAAAGGCCUUGUGAACACCUACAAGGACAACCGUGCCUUCAACACCCACGUGCGACGUGCUGCAGCACUCCCCCUCCUCCCAGUGGAUCAGAUCCAAGAUGCCUGGAUGGAAGUAUUGAACCAGUCUCCCGACGUUGACGGAAUCGGCCAGUUCAACGACUACAUCACAUCUACAUGGGUUGACUACGACGCAAGAUUCCCACCUCGCAUUUGGAAUCAACAUGGAAACACUGGGCCAAGAACAAACAAUCACUUGGAGGAUUCCACCUUGGAUUUAGAAGCUGGUUCCAGAAGCACCACCCGAACAUUUACGAGUUUGUGA
Messenger RNA from Haliotis rubra (blacklip abalone), 1182 nucleotides. RefSeq lists its product as uncharacterized. The transcript has 2 exons. NCBI's taxonomy places the organism in Eukaryota, Metazoa, Mollusca, Gastropoda, Lepetellida, Haliotidae. The coding region runs from base 1 to 1182 and encodes 393 amino acids. The record is from RefSeq and is a predicted model, not a curated record.